AUGAGUGCAGAGUCCGAGGCUUUUUCUGUACCUUCUCCGCCAGAAGUCGGUCAACCACGGACCCCAACGACAGCCGUGGUGACAUUUCUCAGCGAGGCCGACGUGAGCUCGGAUGCCGCCAGAAUCGAGGCAAGUGCGGAAGCUUGGGCUGCGAGUUCUUCAGGACUCUCGACGAAGCGCUGCGAAGCACUGCAGGUGAUUGAGUUGGUGCUUUCGUCUUUAGCCCUGACGUGCUGGACAGCGAUGUGUGUGCUUGACUUGUCCGGGUACUGGAACGAGCCUCUCGAAUCUGAAGACAGCUUGCCCUCGCAUGUUCUGAGCCUCAGUGUUUGGUGCGUGUCCUGCGGGGUCUUCAUCGCCAGGCAGAGUAGCAUCUGUUGCCAGAAGGACUGGUCCAAAGACCUGAAAGGCCAAGCUGUGGCAGGUCAUUCUGGCCUUUAUCGGGAAUUGCUGGUACUCCUGGCAACACAGUGGUCACUAAUCUCUGGAGCUCUUGCAUGGUUGGUGUUUCACGCGGCCCAUCAGCGGCGGAUGCAGGUCAUCGCUGGCUUGCUAGCUGUUUUGGCACUGCUGGCCCUUCUUCUUUGCACGGUUGUUUAUGUCCUGAGGGAGCACAGGAAGAGGUCGAAGGUGAGUUGGGGCGCACCGUCUCCAAACCCCAAGGCCGAAGCGAGACCAGCGAAGCAUGAGGAUUUCAAGAGGACGGAUGGGGCUAUUCGUGCUCAGGCGCCGGAGGCGGUGGAGCUAUCUUCAAUGACUUCAAGCGUUGUGCUCGCUGACUUGAACAGAUUAUCUUUCAAGUCUCACAGGUCGUCGGCCAGGUCUUCGGGCACCCACGACCAGGAGGAUUCCCUUUCUACGUCUGGGAACUAUUUGGGCAAGCUCUGGUCAGAUGAUGGGUCCGUGUCGAAACAGUCCGUCCUGAAACAGGGGGUGGACUCUAUGGACUCGGACAUGUUCUCUGUCGAGGGGCUGAUGUCUGACAAGUCAUUGAAGCAAGUUGUUUUUGGCGAGAUGCCAAUACGAAGCAGUCGUGGUCGGUGGAGGCCACUUUUCCCCAGCCUUUCCGAGUCUUCAUACAGCCCUUCGGCCUCGAUGAGCUGCAGCGUUGCCAGCCUCCCGGUCCCAGCGGCAAAGGAGUCGCCGAGUCGCUGUUCUCUCUUGGAUCCCUUUGCCUGUGAGGCAUCUGUACGAAAACUCGGCGGAGAUCUCAGCUUUACAAGAGUAUUUGGUUCUUGGAGCGCUGGAAGUCUUCAGAUCAUCGAAUUCCAGCAGCUGACGACGUGA
Messenger RNA from Symbiodinium sp. CCMP2592, 1287 nucleotides. The record is from the annotation of a GenBank genome assembly. NCBI's taxonomy places the organism in Eukaryota, Dinophyceae, Suessiales, Symbiodiniaceae.